Molecule: messenger RNA, 120 nt
Organism: Haemonchus placei
Lineage: Eukaryota; Metazoa; Nematoda; Chromadorea; Rhabditida; Trichostrongylidae
Source: the annotation of a GenBank genome assembly
GCAUGGAAGGCCUGGUUGGCCCAGGCGGAUAUCGAUCCGGGGAUUCGCACCCUUAACCAUGCGUGCGUGAUAGUGCGCCACUUGCAACUACACCACAUCCGCCCUCGCGCAAUCCUUUAG